AUGCAAUCUGUCCGCAACGGCUUCGAUUCUUGGCCAAAGUUAAACUCAGCAACGGCUUCGAUUCUUGGCCAGUCGGCAACGGCUUCGAUUCCUGGCCAGUCGGUUAUAUCGGAGAGUGCCAACUGUUCGAUUCUUAGCCAGUCGGCUAUUUCGGAGAGUGCCACUGUCCACUAUUUCUCCCUUGUUCGAGCUUUGAGUUCGUUGCACCUUGAGGUCUUGAAUUCUCUUUGUUCGCCAGUCGGCUAUGUCGGAGAGUGCCACUGUUUCUCCUUUGUUCGAGCUUUAAUUUCGUUGCACAUUGAGGUCGGUCUCUCCUAUAAUUCGUUACACCUUGAGGUCUUGAAUUCUCUCCUGAUUAAGGUCUUCAUUGUGCGGAAAGACAUCGGCUGGUCUAUGCCUUGCAAAAUUAUUGUACCCUUCUUAGCAAUUCUACUACCACUAUAA
This is a messenger RNA of Rodentolepis nana, 444 nucleotides long. The record is from the annotation of a GenBank genome assembly. NCBI's taxonomy places the organism in Eukaryota, Metazoa, Platyhelminthes, Cestoda, Cyclophyllidea, Hymenolepididae.